Acyrthosiphon pisum (pea aphid) is the source of this 583-nucleotide messenger RNA. RefSeq lists its product as uncharacterized. The coding region runs from base 221 to 583 and encodes 120 amino acids. Lineage: Eukaryota; Metazoa; Arthropoda; Insecta; Hemiptera; Aphididae. The transcript has 3 exons. The record is from RefSeq and is a predicted model, not a curated record.
UUAUUGUUUGACAAUGAAUGCACUAUUGUAUAUUUGGUUCACUCUAGAAUGAACCAUUUUUUGUUUUUAAACAUUUAAACAUUUAAAUUGAACGCCUAUGAUUCUAUAGGUAGUCGGACCGUACAGAGAACGAGAAGAUCACGAGGAAAACGGUGAUGCCGGUGUACAAGUUCCGAGGGAUGAACUUUUGUUGGAAGAGAACAUUGAGGUAGUUGAAGUCAUGAUGGACAAUGACAACGUUGAGGUAAUUGAGGUCAUGAUGGACAAUGACAACGUUGAGGCAGGCGAAGUCGCGAUGGACGACGACAACGUUGAAAUAGUUGUCAUGAACGGAGACGAACAAGUAUCAGAUGAUGAUAACUUUGUUGGUGUUUUCGACCUUUCACCACUGUACGAUAUUGAAGGGGUUGAACAAAUCGCCCCGAUUGUUGCUAGACUGUUGGUAGACCGUCCGGCUGGCGUUCAGCACCCACUACCGGAACCACACAACUUAGGUGCAUUGAAUUACAGUAGCCAUAGAUAUGUAGCCAUAUCUAUGAGAGUAGCUGAAAAUAAUUUUGAUAAUAGAUAUGAUGAUAGAUGA